CUCGACCUCCAACCUCCAGCACACAAUGGCCUCCGUCAUGCGUCCCGGUCUCCUCAGGCAAGCGUGCCCGCCAGUCCAGCAGUCGCAGCGCAUGCUGUCCACUGCGACAUCGACCAUGAACCGCCCGCUCGUCCAGCAACUUCGCCCGGCAUUCCAGCGCUCCGCCAUCCAAAAGUCCACGCGCAUUGCCGCCUUCCACGCUACCCAGCGCAACCAGAUCCUGCCGCCGCUGCCCCAGAAGAUCAUCGGAACCACCAACGACCCAGUCCCAGUGCCAGACCCCGACUACGCCCACGGCAGCUACCACUGGAGCUUCGAGAGGAUCGUCUCCGCUGGUCUGAUUCCCUUGACCAUUGCCCCCUUCGCGGCUGGAUCGCUGAACCCGCUCACCGACUCUAUUCUCUGCGCCCUUCUGGUCGUCCACUCGCACAUUGGCUUCGAGUCCUGCAUCAUCGACUACUUCCCCUCCAAGCGUGUUCCCAAGACUCGAACAGCCGCCAUGUGGGCUCUCCGCGCUGGAACUGUCGCUCUGGGUCUUGCCCUCUACUCUUUCGAGACAAACGAUGUUGGUAUCACCGAGGCCGUCGCGAGGUUGUGGCACGCAUAGAUAUAUAUUUUGGACCUGUAAUACAAAUGCAGAGGGACAUGUCUUUUUUGAUUCAACUACUGGACCACGGAGUAGAGUGAUUAUGUCAUUUCCCGUUUCUCUUGACUGACUGACUGCUCUUGUGAUGAGUAUCAGAACAGAGCUUGCAAAUAUUGAGAAUCAAGGUUGAUUCUAGUCGCUUGGAGCACUUUCCUGCUGAUAGUGGAAAUUUUGAUGCACUUAACGUAGGCUCAUGACUUGAAGGCUGGGGCUUUCUGGGGGCGAGUGCGUAAAUAAACCUACGAUUUCUGGCAAUAGAGCAAAAACGAUAGACAUUGGUUAGUGUACGCCUCUGGAAAAGCGAUCUUGUUCGACAGAG
Molecule: messenger RNA, 965 nt
Organism: Alternaria alternata
Lineage: Eukaryota; Fungi; Ascomycota; Dothideomycetes; Pleosporales; Pleosporaceae
Product: mitochondrial succinate dehydrogenase cytochrome b560 subunit D
Exons: 2
Coding region: 26-607 (193 amino acids)
Biological process (GO): mitochondrial electron transport, succinate to ubiquinone; tricarboxylic acid cycle
Cellular component (GO): mitochondrial envelope; membrane
Molecular function (GO): heme binding; ubiquinone binding
Source: RefSeq, a predicted model, not a curated record